AUGUUGGACGAGGCGGUGACGGGGCAGAAAGCUUACGGGAUGAACUCAACAUAUGAGGUAUACCUCGGAAUUAAAGAAGCAAAACAAUUGGCCUCGUUAUACUUCUGUCAGUUUGAGAUAUUCCGUUUACAUCCAUUACUCUCGGCGAGUUUUCCGGCAUUUACAAAUUGUGUAGAUAACGAACUGAUUGAUUUAACCCCAGCCAUUACUCUGUUGGAAUGGCCUCUGUGUCUGAAGCCAACAUUAUCCGCAUUAGAAAAACGUUUUAGUAAAAUAAUGGUUGAUGAACUACGAUCAAUCCCAUUUUGUUUAGUAUCAAAAUGGUCGGGGAUCGGUAAUGAAGAAGAAGAUGGUCACAUUGAGUUUUGUUAUUCAUAUUCCAAAGCCGAAACGUUUCUGACGUUACAACGCACAUCGAAACAAACAGCAUUCACACUAAUUAUUAAAUUACUAUUUUACCGUUACAUACUAGAUAAUAAUAGUGAAUUGGAACUAGGAAAAAAAGAAAAGCAUAUUGAUUCAUAUUUGGUUAAGAUAUUAACCUUUUGGUUUAUUGAAUUAAUAUCAGAAGCACAGUGGAAUGCAAGUCGUGAACGGUGUCUAGUGCCGUAUUUAGUUGGAUUUUUAGAUUUUGUUAUUAAUUGCUUUGAAGACCGUUAUGUUAGUUCAUAUUGGAAUAGAAACAUAGACUCAUCAGCAAAUAAUCUAAUUCAGACAAUUAACCAUAGUCACUUGAAUGAGACCGUUCUUGUUUUGAAGCUAAUUCGUAAAAAUCCAUGUUGGUAUAUUGAACGGUUACAAACGAAUUCACAAUUAGAAUGGAUUAAAUUAAAUGAGCAGUAUUUUCAACAAAUAAACGAUCAACAUUUAUUUGAUAUAUUUAUUUAUGUUUUUGGUUAUUAUAAUCUCGAACAACAUCAUGAGGAAAUGAACGCAUACGAGCGAUUCCAGUUUUAUAUCCUAUGUUCAUCAAUGGUGCAAAUUAUCAUGCAACAUUAUUAUCGUAUGUCUGCAACAACAUGGCAACAACUAUUCGAUGCUCAACCCUUCCAGCAAGAGCAGUGUUUAACUGGAUUAAUUAAACAAUGGCAUGAUGAUCAGGAAUAUGGUAAAGAAUUUUAUAUGACACAAAGUGAACGAAGAGCAGAAAAAUAUUUGAGAAAAAUCAUUUCAUUUAUUAUAAUUGAAUGGUUAUGUCAAUCAUCAACAUUUGCUUACCAGUUUUUAGCACCCGACGUCAUAAGAACAAAAUAUACACAAUUAUUUUCAUUUAUUCCAAGCAAAUACAGUAUUUGA
Messenger RNA from Didymodactylos carnosus, 1296 nucleotides. The record is from the annotation of a GenBank genome assembly. Lineage: Eukaryota; Metazoa; Rotifera; Eurotatoria; Philodinida; Philodinidae.